This is a messenger RNA of Coccinella septempunctata (seven-spotted ladybird), 2463 nucleotides long. It is a transcript of the gene Plod, whose product is annotated as procollagen-lysine,2-oxoglutarate 5-dioxygenase. Gene Ontology annotation, biological process: peptidyl-lysine hydroxylation. The record is from RefSeq and is a predicted model, not a curated record. The transcript has 8 exons. The coding region runs from base 110 to 2371 and encodes 753 amino acids. Gene Ontology annotation, cellular component: endoplasmic reticulum. Gene Ontology annotation, molecular function: iron ion binding; L-ascorbic acid binding; procollagen-lysine 5-dioxygenase activity. Lineage: Eukaryota; Metazoa; Arthropoda; Insecta; Coleoptera; Coccinellidae.
UGUUGGAGAAACCAAUUUUUCGCCCGAAUAAUUUUUCUCCAGUUAGCUUUUAUAUUAUCCUUCCCAGCAAUUUUGACUGCAAAGCGAAUGCUAAGCUUGAACAGAUAACAUGACUCGCUUCAAGCAUCUCACCUUGAUGGUUUGCGUUAUCGUAGUGUGCAGAGGACAGCACUGCGAAAAAAUUGCAGGUGGUGAAAAAUGCGAAGAAGACGACUCUCUCGAAAAAAUUACGGAAGACGAUUUGGUCUUGGAUGACAUCCUCGUCUACACAGUGGCAACUGAAGAAACAGAUGGCUUUCAAAGAUACAAACUUUCCGCUGACGAAUUCGGCAUAAAGCCCGUAGUUCUGGGAUUCGGUAAAGAAUGGAAGGGCGGAGAUAUGUCAGGGCCAGGGGGUGCCUGGAAAAUAAACCUCCUGAAAACAGCCCUGCGAGAGCACAAAGAUCAAAACAAGAUCGCCCUGUUCACAGAUGCGUACGAUGUUAUAUUCUUGAGGAAACCCGAAGACAUCGUGAGGAAAUUCAAGGAAACAGGGGCAAAAGUACUUUUCUCAGCAGAGGUGUUCCUUUGGCCCGACCUCAAGUUGAAGGAUAAAUAUCCGGUUGUCGAGGAAGGAAAGAGAUUUUUGAAUUCCGGAAUGUACAUCGGUUACGUCGAUCAACUUCUGGAGCUUUUGGACCGGGAGGAAGUCAAAGAUACGGACGACGAUCAGCUGUUUUUCACCAAGGCUUAUCUCGACGAGGAAUUCAGGAAGAAGAUCGAGAUGAAGCUGGACCAUAAGAGUGAAAUCUUCAUGAACUUAAAUGGAGCUGAAAAUGAAGUCGAAAUAGUCGAGACAGAAUCGAAGGAGCAUCACAAGUACAAGCUGAAGAAUCUAAUAACCCAUACGGAACCCAUGAUUGUCCAUGGAAACGGACCCUCCAAAAGCACUGCACUGAAUUACAUCGGAAAUUACCUGCCAAACGGCUGGAAUCCCAAUGACGGCUGCGUCAGUUGCAAAGUUGGCCAGUUCGACCUAUCCUCCAAGGAGGAGGACCUGCCUUAUGUCCUGCUGGCCCUGUUCAUCGAGUAUCCUACUCCCUUCUUGGAGGAGCAGCUACUGAAAGCGGCCAGUUUGGAAUACCCGAAAUCGAGGAUGCAUCUAUUCAUACACAAUGCGGCGAAAUACCAUACUGACCACGUCGACACGUUCCUAGAAGCAUAUGGUACACAGUAUAAGAGCGUAAAGAAGAUAAUACCUGACGAUGCAACCACAGAAUGGGCUGCCAGAGAUCUGGCAAUGGAUCAAUGUUUGGCUAAGGAAUGCGAUUUCCUCUUCGUGGUGGAUUCCAUCGCACAUUUGGACAACCCGCACACCCUGAAGCUGUUGAUCGCUCAGAACAGAACUGUUUUGGCCCCUAUUAUGGUCAGGCACAAUAAGGUUUGGAGCAAUUUCUGGGGGGAGCUGACCAAAGACGGGUUCUAUGCCAGAUCUAACGAUUACAUGGAUAUCGUCCAAAAUGACAAGAGAGGACUAUGGGUAGUACCUUUCAUAAACAGUGUUUACCUUAUAAAUGCGAAAUUGCUGAAAAGGUUCGACAGAAAAACACUGAAAUAUUCGAAAGACAAACUGGACGCCGACAUGGCUUUUUGCGCCAACCUGAGGGAUCUUGGAGUUUUCAUGUUCGCCUCUAACAGGCUGGAUUUUGGUCAUUUGGUCAAUCCCGAAACCUUCGAUACUACCAGAACCGAGCCCGAUAUGUACCAAAUCAUGGACAACCAAAGAGACUGGGAGAGUAGAUACAUCCAUCCUGACUACCCUGAGAACCUUAACCCAGAGAAGAAACCGUUACAACCUUGUCCAGACGUCUACUGGUUCCCAGUGGUGACCAGAAGGUUCUGCAAGAGCUUGAUCAACAUGAUGGAAACUUUCGGUAAAUGGUCGGCGGGCAAGAAUGAAGACAACCGUCUAGAAGGGGGCUACGAAGCUGUGCCCACAAGGGACAUCCACAUGAACCAAGUGGGCUGGGAUCGCCAUUGGCUCUUCUUCUUGCAACAAUAUGUACGACCGUUACAAGAACACGUCUUCAUAGGUUACACCCACGAUCCACCUAGGUCCUUGAUGAACUUCGUGGUGAGGUACAAACCCGAUGAGCAGCCUUCUUUGAGGCCACAUCACGACAGUUCGACUUAUACCAUUAAUUUAGCUUUGAAUGAGGCUGAUGUCGAUUACGAAGGAGGUGGCUGUAGGUUUAUAAGGUAUAAUUGCAGCGUGACCAAAACGAAACCUGGAUGGCUUUUGAUGCAUCCUGGAAGACUGACGCAUUACCAUGAGGGUCUUCUUGUGACGAAGGGUAUAAGAUACAUUAUGAUUUCUUUCGUUGACCCAUAGAUUGAAUGAAGAACUGAUAAUUUUUAAAGAAAAUUUAGAGAUCAAAUCGAAUGUGGCUAACCUGGAGGCAGCAAGUUUGAGAUCCUAUCAGA